Messenger RNA from Prunus armeniaca (apricot), 237 nucleotides. NCBI's taxonomy places the organism in Eukaryota, Viridiplantae, Streptophyta, Magnoliopsida, Rosales, Rosaceae. The record is from the annotation of a GenBank genome assembly.
AUGAGUGAUAUUGAUUAUGCUCUCACUUAUGACGAGCCAACCAGAACUGCUGUGAAUUCCACCGUUGAAGUGAAAAGGGUGCAUGAAGCUUGGAGGAUGGCGAAUAAGAAGUGUUUGUUGGAAAUAGAAAGUGCCAAGCAGUUUAUGGAAUCCAUCGAAAGGAAGUUCAAGGAAUCAGACAAUGCUGAGACCAAGAACCUGAUCUCUAGGCGUAAAAAAUAUCAAGAAAAGGCAUAG